UUUCAGUUAGUUUACACAUCUCAAGGCAAAAUGAAUAACGUCCGAUUUGUUCUUUUGUGUCUUUUAGUUAGAGUAAUCGGUUGCGAUUUUAAUUGGUGGAGAACUGCUAACUUCUAUCAGAUCUAUCCAAGAUCUUUCAAGGAUUCUAACGGGGAUGGUGUUGGAGAUCUGAAUGGGAUAACUGAAGGAUUACCAUAUUUGAAAUAUUUAGGAAUCAAUGCUAUAUGGAUAUCACCAAUCUUUGCAUCACCAAUGAUGGAUAUGGGUUACGAUAUUUCAGAUUUUUAUAACAUUCAUUUUGAAUACGGGACCAUGCAGGACUUUGAGCGUCUUCUUACAACGGCACACGAUUUAAAAUUAAAGAUUCUCUUGGAUUUUGUGCCUAAUCAUUCAAGUCAUGAAAACGAAUGGUUUAAAAGAUCUGCCGCAGGUAAUGAAGCCUAUAAAGAUUUCUACAUUUGGUAUCCAGGGAAAGAAGAUCCAUCUAAUCCUUUGAGAAAAGUUCCUCCGAGUAAUUGGCGAAGUGUAUUCCGUGGUAGCGCAUGGACCUUUCAUGAAGGUCGAGGUGAAUACUACCUUCAUCAGUUCGGUUACCACCAACCAGAUUUGAACUAUAGAAACCCACAAGUUGUAGAAACUAUGAAAGAAGUUUUAAGGUUCUGGCUCGAUAAAGGUGUAGAUGGUUUCCGUGUUGAUGCUCUUCAGAAUCUUUUUGAAAUUCAACUUCAAUCCAAUGGACAGUACCCAGAUGAGCCAUUGAGUAACUUAACAACUGACGAAGAUAGCUUUAAUUAUGUCGAUCACAUUUACACUAUGGACCAACCUGAGACUAUUGAAAUGAUUUAUCAAUGGAGAGAAGUACUGGAUAAGUAUACCAAGGAAGAUGGAAAUAUGAGAACCAUGAUGGCAGAAGCAGAUCCAGAAAUUGAUAUUUUGAUGAAAUACUACGGAGACGGCAUACGGAAUGGUUCCCAUAUUCCGUUUAACUUUAAGAUGUUACUAUAUCUAAAAAACGAUUCUAAUGCCAUUGACUUUAAGGAGAGAAUCAAUUUGUGGUUAGACAAUCUUCCUGAAGAUUGUGUGGCUAAUUGGGUGAUGGGAAAUCAUGAUCGAGGACGUAUUGGAACAAGAUUUGGGAUUAAUCGCAUUGAUCUCAUCAAUAUGAUCAUUAAUACGCUACCCGGUAUAAGCAUUACAUAUUAUGGUGAAGAAAUUGGCAUGACUGAUGUAUUUGUUACGUGGGAACAAACAGUUGAUCCAUCUGCUUGUAGCUCCGAUCGUGAUAGUUAUGAAGAAUUUUCAAGAGAUCCCUGUAGGACUCCCUUCCAGUGGGAUAGCUCUACUAGUGCUGGAUUCUCAACAAGUCCCAAUACCUGGUUGCCCGUAUCUUCAUUGUACCAGCAAGUGAAUGUUAAAGUCCAAAAAAGUGCUCCACGGAGUCAUCUCAAGGUGUACCGGCAGUUGUUGCGUCUCAGACACACGGAGACUCUUCAGAAAGGAUCCGUUGAGAUUCGUACUCACGGUCAGAAUGUCCUCAGCAUUACGAGGAGACUCUCUGGUCGUGAUACCUACAUCACCAUCGCUAACAUCGGUGGUAAAAGAGAAUCAAUCGACAUACGAGAAAUCUUUUCCGGUCGUUUAAUUUUCCACAUCAUAGCUGUAAAUUCCAGAAGGCGUGAAGGAGAUUCUGUAAGAGGCCCUAACAUAGGCUUGGAACCUCAUGAGGCCUUCAUUCUUAGAGGUGUCGCUUGAAUUAUUGUAUAUUAACCUUUGGAAUGCGGAGGCCUUGGUAGUUACGUAGAAUGCGAAGGUGGGGUCGUUGAACGACCCCAAAAAGAAGGCCAAUUUUCUCCCAAACUAUACAACCUGGAGUUGUCGGGUUAGUGCCUAUAGAUUCCUUAUAUAGUCCUCUUGCACCCUGCACCACAAAUUCGCCGCCCUAAAAUACUUAGAAGGAGAUAUUAGGGAAAAACAUUUUUCAAUCAUUUUUCACAAUUUAUUUUUGAGAAAUUUGCCAAGAAACUGCAAUUUUUUUUCACUCUUCCCCACAUUCCCCUCACUUCCCGCAACGUGAUAAAUGGCAAUAUUUCUCGAAUAUUCUUUAUUGUUUUGCACAUUUACAUGCUUCUAAUUAUGUUUUAUGUUGUUUAUGCUCAAAAAAUUUUCCGCAGCAUGACCGUUACACCAAUUUUUGAAUUCCCUUCUUCUACAUUUUCCUUAAUAACUUUUCUUGUGGUGGUCGGAUUGAGCUGAAAUUUUUACACAACCUCCUCAGAUAACCAAAGAACUUAUUUCCAAAAGAUGGGAAUGGUAUCUUUUAUAUUUAUGGAGAUAUAACACGAAAUAUAGCGCUGGGGUCGUUCAACGACCCCGCUCCGCAUUCCAAGGGUUAAAUUGUAUUUAACAGUGAAUGAAGAAAAUUAAUAAAUUUAAAUGAGUUUGAUUCGUCUGAUUUCA
Messenger RNA from Lutzomyia longipalpis, 2457 nucleotides. Its product is annotated as maltase A3-like. The transcript is spliced from 2 exons. The record is from RefSeq and is a predicted model, not a curated record. Gene Ontology annotation, biological process: carbohydrate metabolic process. Bases 31 to 1752 code for a protein of 573 amino acids. NCBI's taxonomy places the organism in Eukaryota, Metazoa, Arthropoda, Insecta, Diptera, Psychodidae.